This is a messenger RNA of Amphimedon queenslandica, 2093 nucleotides long. RefSeq names its product serine/threonine-protein kinase NLK2-like. The transcript has 8 exons. Gene Ontology annotation, molecular function: MAP kinase activity; ATP binding. Gene Ontology annotation, biological process: protein phosphorylation. The coding region runs from base 291 to 1607 and encodes 438 amino acids. The record is from RefSeq and is a predicted model, not a curated record. Lineage: Eukaryota; Metazoa; Porifera; Demospongiae; Haplosclerida; Niphatidae.
AGACUCAGCAGCAAAGGCUGACAGUCCAUUGAAGAGAGACUGGCUUGGGAGACCAUCUCUCUAAGCCUUACCUGCUCUACCUCUCUCUGUGUGUCUCUCUCCUCCCCCUCUUUCUCUUUCUCUUUAUUCUCUACUGCUGGGAACUGUUCUUUAGUUAUUUUGAAGGAAAGAAGUUUGGAGUGGAUCAAUAUGGCGCAGUGAUGCCCCAGUUACUCUCCUUUCUUAUAUUUCGUUCAGAUACACUCAACUAUUAACUUAUUCCCUCCUCCUCCUUUUGAAAGGACACAGUUAUGGUGACUAUUCAUCAGCCACCAGCUCACAGCUUCAACUCAUGUUCAGCUCUUCUUGGUUGGCCGUCCUUUCGUCCUCCCUCCCCCUCUCCUCCUCCUCUUCCUUUCUCUCCUUCUCCUUCUCCUUGUAUGUCCUCGUUACCUUUUAAUUGUACACUUGCCGUUGAAUUGAGUCACCCCAUUGGUUACGGAUCCUUUGGUGUUGUCUGGUCUGUCAAGAACCCAAGGACUGGUGGUCUGUCAGCUUUAAAGAGGAUACCGCGAGUGUUCCAGUCCCUCUUGUCCUGUGUACGUACCUUUAGAGAGAUAAAGAUGCUCUGUGAACUGAAACAUGACAAUAUAUUAUCAGCCAUUGAUUUCAUUAAACCAGACAAUAUGGAAGAAUUCAGUGACAUUUAUGUAUUAACUGAUCUAAUGGAGACUGACCUACAUCACAUCAUAAUCUCACCUCAGCCAUUGACUGAAGAUCACAUUAAGCUAUUCUUAUAUCAACUGUUGAGAGGUGUCAAGUACCUUCAUUCCGCUGGUAUCAUUCACAGGGACCUUAAGCCAGGGAACCUUCUCGUCAAUAGCACCUGUCUCCUUCGUAUUUGUGACUUUGGGUUUGCACGAGCAGUAGAGGUCAACCCACGGACCCCGAUGACCCUGGAGGUGGUGACCCAGUAUUACAGGGCACCUGAACUCCUGGCAGGGUGUCAGCAGUAUGGACCAGCUAUUGAUAUGUGGGCUAUUGGUUGUAUCGUGGGGGAGCUACUGGGUCGGAAAAUAUUGUUCAAGGGUUCUGAUGCAGAUUCACAAUUAGACCUCAUCCUAGAGUUACUGGGGACCCCCUCGGCUCCUGAUAUCAGUCACAUCUCUUCUCCUGUCUCCAGGAAGCGGUUGCUAUCGGUUACUCGUCCUAACACAAUGCAAGAGGUACUGUAUCAGCUCUCCCCCAAUGCUUCCCACGGUGUGGUCCACCUACUGAGCAGGAUGCUGGUCUUUAAUCCUUACAAGAGGAUCAGCUGUCAUGAUUCCUUGUCUCAUCCUUACAUUGAUGAAGGACGGGUCAGGUUUCAUUCCUUCCUGUGCAGCUGUUGCUACACUUUCCAUGGGAUGAGGCAAUACUCCAGUGAGCUGGAGCCUAGUGCCAGCAGCACCUUCAACCAGAAAUAUGAGAAAGAACUGACUAGUAUUCACACUGCCAAAGCUCAUAUAUUUGCAUAUGUCUCCAGUGUCAAUGCUCAUUUGCCAUCUCUACAAAUUAAUCAAAAUUCUGAUCAAUAUCAAAAAUUUCUGAGUUAUUGCCCAGGAUCAGGCCCCGCCCCUGACAAUUAAUGAUAACUACACAGGUUACACUCAAUACUCGCCACUAACUGUCAUUCAAUUAUAGGAGUUAUUAUUAUUAUUAUUAUUAUUAUUAUUAUUAUUAUUAUUGAUUAUUAUUAUUGAUUAUUAUUAUUAUUAUUAUUAUUAUUAUUAUUAUUGAUUAUUAUUAUUGAUUAUUAUUAUUAUUAUUAUUAUUGAUUAUUAUUAUUAUUAUUAUUAUUAUUGAUUAUUGAUGACUAUCAGUAUUAUAAAGAGUAUUGUUGACCAUAUUUGAUCAUUAUUGGUUGGUUGUGUUAUUAUUAUUAUUAUUAUUAUUAUUAUUAUUAUUCUUGUGGUAGCUCUCUUCUUCAUUUGCAAGUGUUUCAUGUUUAUUGUCUCGCCAUUAUCACAAGCGCUUAAUUAUUAUAAGCAUGUGUUAUUAUUAUUAUCAUUAUUAUUAUUAUUAUUAUUAUUGUUGUUGAUGUUAUUCUCAUGUUAGUUUCUUUUAAAUCUUAA